Molecule: messenger RNA, 6591 nt
Organism: Diachasmimorpha longicaudata
Lineage: Eukaryota; Metazoa; Arthropoda; Insecta; Hymenoptera; Braconidae
Product: peptidyl-alpha-hydroxyglycine alpha-amidating lyase 2-like
Exons: 7
Coding region: 692-1846 (384 amino acids)
Biological process (GO): peptide metabolic process
Cellular component (GO): membrane; extracellular region
Molecular function (GO): protein binding; catalytic activity
Source: RefSeq, a predicted model, not a curated record
ACCCAUGGCGCAGCUUGUUCGCCAGCUGCCACUAUGAGUUUAAAUCUUAUUUCAUUGAAAUUAAAUUCAAAUUAUUUUCUUUCAAUAGACCGAGACGUGUAAAUCUGAAUAAAUUCAAAUAAUUCAUCAACCGAAGUGAGGUAACAAAUCAUUCAAACAGCAACUAUUCGGAAGUUUUUUAAGUUGAGAGACUUCCGGGCAUCGUAAAUCCUAGAUAACUCGUACAACAAAAAUCCGAUACAAAAAAUCAAAUCACUUCAACGAACUCAAAAUACUGAUCACCUGUGUUUCCUCAAUUUUUCUGAUUUUUUUAUUCCCAAUAAAUCCUUAUUCUGAACAAAAAAAAAUCAUUGACCUUGAGAAGAACAAGAGACUCAUCUUAAUCCUCUCGAGAUUGAUGUCUGCGCCAUGAAAAUCCGCUCGUUAAAAUUGUAUUUAUUAAAUUAAUUGAACAAACUCUAAAUAAAAAAUCCACACGACUUGAUAAUAGUGAACUACCCGGGCCUAAAUUAGUCCGAAAAAAAUCACCAAAUCGCAGUGAUAGUAUACAGUGAAAUAGACCAUUUGGAUCAUUAGAGAAUUGCGUAUUGGGGAGGUGCGCAAGCGCGCUUUAUCGAUUCGAGAAAUUAAGACGAAAAAGCUCUCGUCACUCCUCGAAUUACCAACCAGUUGAUCCAUACGCAACGGCAGGAUGAACAGCAGGUUCAACAUUAUUCUUCCGAUUGUCCUGGGGAUUGUUGGAAUUGUAUCUGGACGUUUCGUUGACGUUGAUGAAGGUACCUUCCCAGAUGCCGUUGACGAACUGCUCAAUCUGCUGAAUGAAAAGGGGGAGAGGAGUGAUACUGUUGAGCAGAAGGUGGUGCUCUAUCCUGUGGAGCAGCCGGGAUGGCAAGGACCUGCAGGAGUUGGACAGGUCGUCGGUGUGUCCGUCGAUCCAUCCGGCAGACCCGUCAUCUUCCAUCGCGCUGAUAGAGUUUGGAAUUACAAUUCAUUCGACGAUAAUCUGGAGUACCGAGAGGCAUUUAGAGGACCGAUCCAGCAGGAUACCGUCCUGACCUUGAAUCCACUGAAUGGCGUCGUUGAGAGUGCCUGGGGUGCGGAUAUGUUCUACAUACCUCAUGGGCUUCAUAUCGAUGCCAACGGAAAUACAUGGCUCACCGACGUUGCUCUGCAUCAAGUUUUCAAAUUUACACCCGGCAGUGUUGAACCACAAAUAGUCCUCGGUGAGAGGUUCAUCCAUGGAUCAGAUAAUCACCACUUCUGUCAACCAACCUCCGUAGCUACCUCUCGGGCAGGUGAAAUUGUCGUGGCUGACGGCUACUGUAACAACAGAAUCAUGGUAUUCGAUCCAUCCGGAAAUUUAAUCAACAAAGUUCCACAACCAGGAGAAUUUGUCGCGCUCCGAGUGCCGCAUGCUCUCGCAAUUCUCGAGCAAGGAGACGUCUGUGUUGCUGAUCGUGAGAACAUGAGGGUAAUUUGCCUGAAUGUUGGUCUCCGUAUGGGUAGCAACAAUAACGAGAAUAGCGGACCACCCCUAACGCUACAUCAGCCAGACCUCGGAAAGGUUUUCGCUGUUGCUGCGCAUGGUAAUACACUUUAUGCUGUUAAUGGGCCCACAUCACCUAUGAUACCAGUCAGGGGAUUCAUCAUGGAUCCCAAUAGUGAGACUAUAUUUGGACAUUGGGCACCAGCUACUCAGACGUUUAUACAGCCUCAUGCCAUGGCAAUAUCACCAAACGGGACAGAGCUCUACGUUACCGAAAUUGGGCCCAACAGGGUAUGGAAAUUCCACCUCGUCCGCGACCCAUCACGCCAAGUAGACCCUCAGACCCUGAUGAAAAUUUGAACUUAUAAAAAAGAAACUCAUUAAAAAGAUAAUCCGAAAAUACUUUGAUAAUACGGCUACAAUUAACACGUCAGACUACUCAGGUAAAAAAAAAAUUCACAGGUCAUUUACAGCUGUCAAUUCAAGAGCAAACCUGGCUUUCAAAAUAUAUGUCGAUCACGUACCAAAAUAUUCGCUGAAUUGAUGAGAAAACAUCCCUAACAAGUGAAAAUACAUUUUUGAUGUCGAGCAAAUCUACACAAAUGCAUUUCCCUAUCUGAUGUCCGCGAAAUACGAGGGGGAGUGGAAGCGAUCGAACUAUCCAAUACUGAAAUGAAUAUAGUUCGAUGCAAACCGUAAAAAAUUCAAUGAUACAAACUUGAUGCAAGAGAAUGUCUUCAACAGCGGCAGCAAAAAAUAUCGAUGAUCAGAUCAGAACUGAUCAGAGAUGAGGGACAACGCCGCGUCGAUAUGACUAUUAACGCGAGUAUCUGUUCCAAACUAGAAAAAAAGCAAAAAAAAAACAAAAAAAAAUGAAUAGAAAAAUUGAAUCUGUUAAUUCUUUAAAAAAAUUUAUUCUUCGCAUAUUUUUCAUUAAUUUUUUACACGGACUUCAUCCAAAUUUUGGGGAAAGAAGAACUUGAAAAGGAGCGAUUAUUUUCACCUGUCAAUAUAGAAUUUAUGAUACCAGGGAUUUCAACGGGAAAAAUAGACAAACCGAGCAAAUUGACACCGAUAAAAAUUGCAAAGUCGAUGAAAAUUCUCCACCAAAAGACCAAAAAAAUCCUAAAUAGUGAUUAUAGUUUAUCAUUGUAAUCCAGACGAUGCGAUUAAAAUUUUAAUGGGCAUUAUAAAAUCGCUUCUUAAAAAUUAAAGUCCAGUUCUUCUGACCCAAUUUUACAGAAGACAAACAACAAGAAAAUAUCCUACUACUGUUGUUUAUUACUCUGUCAGCCCCGUAAGACCAUUGAAUCCACUUUAAAUUUUUCAACUUAUUCCGAUAUUAUUAUUUUUUAAAAAUUGUAACGAGCGAAAACAACGUACACGCACACUUAUCGCACACGAGUCAGUCGCGUGGCAACAUUUUUUUCAAUCUACAUAUGUUCACUCUUCAAUGACGCGAAUGAAGAAUUUGAGAGCAUGAAGAUUGAAAAAAAAACCACGCGCGGUUUAACGCACAGAAGACAUAAAAUUAUAUUUUAACUUGAUAUAUUUUUAGACAUAAUUGCAGGCACUAAUUAAUCAAGACUCAAUAAUAAAUGUUUAGGUGCCACUGGUGAUUAACAAAUUAUCCACAAAAAAUGGUGCUAUUAAUAUGUCUACAAUAUUACAAUUUUGGUUGAUUUAUUAUAAAUAUGACAACAAAAAUUGAACAGAAUUUCGAUUACUUGAUAAUAAUAGUACUAAUAAUAAUAAUUUAGGUGAGCAGUAAUGAUUAAUUAACUAUUGACCAUACAACUCAAGAAUUAAGUUUUCCGCGAAUAUCAUACAAUACAAUAAUGAUGAUAAUAAUUGAAAACAAAAAAAAAUUUGCCCCUUAAAAAAUGUGACGAGUGGUGCGCCAUUUCGAAGUGAAUGUCAAUCCGAAUUUCUAGAUCUCUUCGGUACGAAUUAAACGAGAAUACAUUUGCACUGAGUUUUUCGAAAUUCUUGAAUAAUUGCGAACUGCUGAAUUGUUUCUUAAUAAAAAUCGUGAGAAAAAAUGCUUCAUUUUCUGUCCACAAUCAUAAAUUUGAGAUGAUCUGACAACUAUCGUUGGGUGAAAAUUUCAAAAUUCAACAUUGAUGGAGAUAAUUAUCGUUAAUUUACGAACAUCUAAAUUUUCAUUUAGAGAAUUUAAUUGGAGUUCUGUACCACGUGCUUCUGGAUAAAUAGGAAAAUUCCAGAAACGAGUGCCUUGAAACGCCUAUGAAAAAAAAGGAAAAAAAACGGUUGGAAAUGGACAACUUUUGCGAUACGCAACGUUCAAAAUGACUCAUUCGACGUUUUCCAGAAGCUCAUGAUUUUGAACCCAAUUUACAUAAAUUUUAAAAUUCUUUUGGAGUAUGUGCAGCUUUUGAAGGAGAAUACGACUAAAAUUGUAUUAAAUCUCUCAUUACAAGUGGUAAUAAUUCCGGAAAUAUUACUGUUUAACUUGCAAAUGAUAUCACAAGGGGGCUAGUGGUACAGGCAAACUAAACAGACUCACCGAGUGGAAAAAAGGCUCCGUACGUCCCCAAAGAACCUCAGGCUCCUGUCCCUCUCGUUUGGUUUAUAUAGACUUAUUUCAGGAGGAAUGUUAAAUUAUACAAAAAUUUAUAUACUCGAUCCAAAGGACCGAGAUUGACUCAGAAAUAUUGUCAUUACUUCUUAUUUCUAAUUUAAUUAACAAAUGUAAAAAGCCGAGUAGGCUAUACAUGGCAAUCCAUAAAAGAAAAAACCACUGUUUAACGUAAAAUUAUCUAGAGAUAAAAAUACUUGAGGAAGUGGCCAUGAUAGGGUACGAAAUUGAAAAACACUUGAAAAUAAAUGAUUGCGAUAAAGCAUAGUCUUCUAGGUUACUCAACAGGGAAAUAUUCUGAAAUUAAAAUCGAUCUACAACUCUCAAAUUAAACACUGAAAUGAAUAAAAUUAAUUACGACCGAAUGACUCAUUCAACCAGAUAAUUAAAUUAUGAAGUUGAUUAUUUCAGAGAAUUCUUCAAUUUUCAAUGAAAGCUUCGAUCUGUAGAAAAUUGAACAUUGAUUAUUAAGGAGACAGUAAUAAUCGAAGAUACAUUAAUGACACACUAAAAAAUUAUAAUAAGAUUUUAAAAGUCACCCAACGUAUUUUGAAAGCGGAAGUACAGAAUAUUGAUGAUUUUUGAUGUGUAUUCAACUGAACUCUAUUUCAAAGUGAUGACAGAAAUUUAAAUAUUGUAAUCAGCUCUGUUGCGAAAUGAUCAACUUGGGUAGACGAAAAAAAUUAUUUUAGAAUUCUUCUUCAGUAAUUUUUUCAUGACACCCAGCAGUACUUCUUCAGUACUGCUGAACUUCCUACGAAAAAUACUGAAAAAGAAUUAUAAAAUUAUGAGCUGCUAUUUUUUGUAAUAUCACAAAAUCAAAUGUAAAAAAUUGUAGUUCAACAUAUCAGAAUAUGAUGCAUUCGAACAGAUAAAUCUCCCUCUCUUCUUGAUAGGUACCUGGUACAUCGCUACAGAGUUGAAUUACUGAUGUUGACGAAGAGCUGCUUCUUCAGACGAAAUUCCGUAAUUUAACAAUGAAAAUUUCGCUCAAUUUUUUGUCUGUAUUGCAGUUUGUGUGAAAGCAAAUCACUUGAAUGUUUAUAGCAAUAAUUGUAAUAGGCAAUAGUAGUGAUAACGAAAUCACAAUAAUCCUGGAUGACACACUAAUUGAAAAAAUGAAUAUUUCUGGAUAUUUAUGAUUCUAUAUGACGUUUUAAAAAUUAUCCCGUAGUUUUUCGCAAAAAAACGCGGGUGCCAAGUUGUACUGAAUUGCACAUGACUGUAUAGCAAAAAAAUGAAAGUUGAAAAUUUAAUUAGCUCGGUGAUUAAAAUAUAGAGUAAUAUUGAAAUUUCACAUUUUCUGAAAAGCAGAGCAAGUUUAGGUGAUUGUUUGUGGACUUUGAUGUUGAAAUUCAUGGAAUUAUCUAUGAUUUUCCAAGGUCAUAUACAUUUCUAGGUACAUUUGUGAUAAAUCAGCUGCAGAAGUAACCGAGUAUUUGUGAUUCACUAGCAUUUCGGUCAGAAUUUAAGGCUCUGCAUACUUGAGAUAAAUUCAGACCUUUCAUUUGAAAUUUGUACUGGACACCAGUAUUAAUUGCAUUGGAUGAACAUUUUUCGAAGAGUAAAAAAAUUAUGAGAAUUGUCUUAAAAUUGUUUACUGCAAAAUAAUUGAAAUGUAUUUGUAAAAAGCUCCGCUGGAAUUAACGAUAUUUGAAGGAUUUCCAGUUGAAGGAAUCUCUGACUUGAUUUCCUCUCCUCGAAUACCAUUAAAAUUUCAAUAAAAAUCAUGUUAUCUGUCAUUGACACUGAUAACUUCAGAAAUUAGUCGAAUUAACAAAAUGAACAGAAUUAUGACAGAAGUGAAAACCUACGGUGAUAUUCCCUGUAACACUGUGAAAAAUGUUUCUAUUGCUGCGGAAAAAAAUAGCUCGAAAAUUUUUAAUUAAUUUUCUUUGCAAACAUUCCAAAAAUGAGAGAAUGAAGUAAUGAGACAUUUUUAUUUUACGUUCAGUUGAGAGAAUGAAAAAAAAAUAACAAACAAUUUGAAAACUUCAAAACGCAAUUACUUAUGUGGCUGGAAAACAUUGAAUCAAAUUUUAGUUAUUUCCAUCACUGAAUCUCAUUAAUUCGGGGUAUUCAGUAAAUGAUUAGGGAUUUCUGCAUUUUCAGUUAUGAAAAACACAGAAACUCUCGCGAAUGGAGUCCUAAUUUACAUGAAGAAUUCAAAAUCAAUUAAAACUUAUCAAUGCGGGAUUUAGUGAGGAAAAUUAAUAUCAAUGCCUUCCAAUUUUCCGUAGAACUCACUACUCAAUGAAGCCACGUUAAUCACAAUACAAACCAAAAGACCUUCUUGGAACGCUAAAUUGAAAAAAUUUCACCAACAAUUGAAAUUUUCGUUUGGCUUUCGAUUUGUCUUCGCUCGACACCAAACCAAAAGCAAAAUGUGCCAAUAACCACAAAUAAAAGAAAAAUGCACGUUUGACCUCAAUCAUGAAAUAGCUAUAAACAAUAAAAAUGUGUAAAUUAUAAUUUGGAAAAUGAAUAAAAUUGAUUUUUGAUCAAA